Molecule: messenger RNA, 3525 nt
Organism: Galleria mellonella (greater wax moth)
Lineage: Eukaryota; Metazoa; Arthropoda; Insecta; Lepidoptera; Pyralidae
Gene: Bap55
Product: actin-like protein 6A
Exons: 8
Coding region: 122-1405 (427 amino acids)
Biological process (GO): nervous system development; regulation of transcription by RNA polymerase II
Cellular component (GO): SWI/SNF complex; NuA4 histone acetyltransferase complex
Molecular function (GO): chromatin binding
Source: RefSeq, a predicted model, not a curated record
AAAAAAAAAAAAAUGAAUUUGUCAAAACCAAAACACUAGCGUUUCCCCGCGUCCUUAAUUUUUAUUUAUUGUUAUUAUACAAGAAAAUAAAAUAUAUAUUUUUUUAUAAAAGUUUAAAAUUAUGAGUGGUCCAAACGGUAUGUUGUAUGGUGGUGACGAAAUAGGUGCUUUAGUAUUCGAUCCCGGACAUCAUUCGUUGAGAGUUGGGUAUGCUCAAGAAGAUACUCCAAAAGCCGAUAUUCCGGCCGUAGUUGGUGUUGGACCAGCAACACAUAUUCCAGAACCCGAAGAGAAAGUCCCAGAUGGGAAUAUCACUCAGAGCGCCACAAAAACUGGCGAGCUCCGCUACUAUAUAGAUGUGACUGAGCUGCAUGUGCCCCGACCGGGCAUGGAAGUGCAAACAUAUAUGAAAGACGGCCAAAUCGACAAUUGGGACUUAUUCGAGAAGAUGCUGGAUUACUGUUAUUCUAAGGUAAUCAGAUCCCCAUCAGAGCACCAUCCAGCUCUGUUCACUGAGGCAGUGUGGACAAUGCGGCCAGCUCGGGAGAAGCUGGCAGAGUUACUCUUCGAGAAGUACCAGGCACCAGCGUUCUUCCUCGUCAAGAAUGCUGUGCUGGCGGCAUUCGCUAACGGCAAGUCCACCGCCUUAGUGGUGGACGCUGGCGCCAGUCAGACAUCUGCUGUCCCCGUCAUAGAUGGAUACGCGCUGGUGAGCGCCGCGGUCCGCUCCCCCGUGGGAGGCGACCACCUGGUCGCGCAGGCCAAGAAUUUGCUCAACUCUAUGCAUAUACAGAUGCUGCCUUUAUACAGUAUACAGAGCAAGGAAGUGAUCAGGGAGCGUGAACGUGCCAGGUACACGCUGAAGACCCUACCGGCUGGCCUGACGCUGUCUUGGCAACAGUAUAUGCUCAAACGGCAAUACGAAGAUUUCUGCCACUGCGUUGCCCAGGUGUCAGAGACCCCGUACGACGAGCGUACAGCGGCGUCGGUGCCGUUCAUACACUACGAGUUCCCCGGCGGUUACCACCAGGACUUCGGCCCCGAGAGGUUCAAGUUGACCGAGUGCUUGUUCGAGCAGAACCUGGGGGCGGCGCACCUUGCGGUGGCGGCGGCGGCGGCGUGCGAGGCGGAGGCGCGGCCGGCGCUGUGGGGCGGCGUGGUGGCGUGCGGCGGCGGCGCGGGCGCGGCGGGCUGGCCCGAGCGCCUGGCGCGCGACCUGGCCGCGCGCGCGCCCUCCUCGCACCGCAUCAAGUCGCACGCCGCGCCCGCGCCCGCCGAGCGACGCUUCGCCGCCUGGAUCGGUGGCUCGAUUCUGGCGUCGAUCGGGUCUUUCCAGCAGAUGUGGAUAUCCUCGCAGGAGUACGACGAGGGUGGGAAAGGGCAGCUCGAGAGGAAGUGUCCAUAAGACCCUCGUAGUAGAUUAAGACUAGUUUUAACAUUUUAAGAGACUUAUGGGUGUGACAACAGUACCAUCAUAUAACUAGACCUCAAAAAUGGCAAGGAGCGUACGGGUGUCACAGUAUAUAAUAUACAUGGUGUUCGUGUCUAGCAAGAAAUAGAAAUUCUAAGCAUCUUUUUAAGGGAGUGUUCUAUCAGGGAUUAAACAUUAUCUCCGUAGAAAUAAGAUUGGAAAAACGACAAUAAGAGAUAUAUUUUUUUAAAUAGAUGAUAAUGGAAUGGUAACCCCGUCUACGCUAACAGUAUACGCUGGAGUGGCCAACCCCCCCCCCCCUCCCAUCCUCCAACAACAAAAGAUUAUCAUAGACAUAUGACUGUCUAUUUAAAAAGUCGAUCGAUCUAUGAACCUAUUUGAGUAAAGGUUAUAUUAACGUCUGGAAGCGCCAUGAUAGUAUGGUAAAUUUAAUAUUUUUUAUUCAUUUGUUGAUUUGUGUACCGUUAAGAAUGUUCAGUGCCUCUGAGAGAGCACUGCCUUCAAAGGAUGCUAUUUACGCGACGGUCACCGCUUACCAUCAGGCGGGCCGUCAGUCUCUUGUCGUUCUGGGUUACGUUAAAUACAAAACAAAAAAAAAUCUAACCCAGUAACUGUACAGUAUUUUAUUUUGAGAAAAUUACCAAAAUGUAAAAAAAAAAAAACAAUAAAAAAUUCAAUAUAAGCACUCGAUUUGUACAAUUUUUCUCCCCCAUCAGUGAUUUUAAACCCAUAGAUGUAAGCAUAAUUGUAUGUUUUAAAUACACUAAAUGCUGGUAAAUAGUAUUUACAUACCAGAGGAUCUACCAUGAAUUAUUUUCUCAAAGUUCGCGGCCGAAUGAAAUACAAAAAAUGAUGCUUAAAUAUACAUAAUUUUUAUACCAAUGAGAUGGCAAACAAGCACAGCUCACCUGAUGGUAAGCGGUCACUGUAGCCUAUGAACGCCUGCAAUACCAGAGGUAUUACGCGCGCGUUGCCCACCCUGAAUAAACCUCUCCCCCCCCCCCCCCCUUUUGAAGAACAUCAUGCUGCUCUAAGAUUACAUACCGUUUAAAAAUGUUAAAAGUAUCCUUUGGACUACUUUAACAUAACUUUGUUUCUACCUCGUACACCUAGGUUGUGGAAUGAGCUCUUUUUUUAUACAACUUAGAAUGGUAAACAAGCUGACGGCCCACCUGAUGGACAGUGGUAACCGUCGCCUAUACACAUGAGCAGUACCAUGGACAUAACAGAGUAUACUGUUUCGACCGUGAUACCCCCUCAUGCAUUGCCAUUCCUGAGGACUCGGGUGUUAUUCCUCUGUACCCAGUAAAUUCACGCUAUAUCCCACCCUUCAAACCGAAACAGCCAUGCAAACACAACUGCUUCACGGUAGAAACACGAAUGGGACAAAGGUGCCCAAGCAAUCGACUUUUGUACAAAGUCUCCCUCUGGUAAUCUGCUUCCGUCUUCAGUUUUUCCUUUACAAUAAAUAUAAUAUGGGGAAUUUAAAGAAAAAACGUGUCUACAAACAUUUAAAGGCCGACAACGCACAAGCAACUCUCGUUUUGUGGACUGUCUAUUCGUUUGCCUACCUAACAAUAAAAAUAAUAUUAGGGUAGAAUUUAUAAAGAACGGAAUGUUCACCUCCGUUUACUAGGCCAAUUUCGGUACGAACAAAACACGAAAUCGAUUCCGAAAAUCCGGAAUUUGAUUUCAUGGUAGACCCCCUGCUUCUUUAUUGCCGACGUGGAACGUCAAGCACCAAAUAGUGUAUUUAAAAUAUGUGUCAACAAUGCGACAGUUUAAAAUUAACAAUUGUAUGUGUGUAUGUACAUGUGAUUUGUAACAUUUGAUAUAGUGGAACGGUCGUUUUCAAAAUUAAUUCAAAAAAUACUCAAUUCGACGUUCUCGAGGGUUAAUACGCCGUCUCACUUUCCAACGGUCGUGGAUUCGAUACCCGGACAAUACGGUCCACCUGUAUGCUUGUUUGCCACCUCAGUGGUAUAAAAAAAAUGUAAUUCCUUGUUUUUAGAUUUAGAUGAUCAAAGAUUGUGUCGCUUGAAAAUGACUGUUCCCAUUGUAACUAUUGACUGAGAAUAAAUAAUUGUAAGGAA